CAACACAAGCCAUGAGGAUCCAACUUUCCUGCCUCAUUUUAUUCCACAUUUUCUCUGGUAUCGCUGCCAGGAUAUUCGAUCGGUGCUCGUUGGCUCGUGAGCUGUCGCGUCUGGGUGUGCCGCGUGGCAAUAUACCCGCUUGGGUGUGUAUUGCUCAGUUUGAGAGCACAUUCAACACAGCGGCCAUUGGACCAUGGAAUUCGGAUGGCUCACGCGAUUGGGGUCUCUUUCAAAUAAACGAUCGUUACUGGUGUGAUCCACAAGAUGGACGAGCUACGUCGAAUGUUUGCCGCACACCUUGUCGUUCGCUAACUUGGGAUGAUAUUGGCACGUCGCUGCGUUGUGCGCGACAGAUACAAGGUGCACAGGGUUUUGGCGCUUGGACCGUGUGGAAUGGACAGUGUCGUGGCGGACGCGCUUUACCGAAUAUUAAUGAUUGUUUUUAAAUAAAUUUCUUGUG
Molecule: messenger RNA, 460 nt
Organism: Zeugodacus cucurbitae (melon fly)
Lineage: Eukaryota; Metazoa; Arthropoda; Insecta; Diptera; Tephritidae
Product: lysozyme P
Exons: 1
Coding region: 12-446 (144 amino acids)
Molecular function (GO): lysozyme activity
Source: RefSeq, a predicted model, not a curated record